AUGAUACAUUUGGACGGGUCCAAUGGCCUCGAUUUCGCUUCACAUGACGUUGAGAGGCUACCGAUUCGAAGAGUUCUACACAAGUCUGGAACCCUCAAGGAACUGGUGAUUCACUUGAACGAGCUCCAAGACUCCUCAAAUGAGAGCGCUCUUCUACGAGUCAAGCAUGUGGCUGUCGACUUGACGAGAGAUAUCGUGGGUACGCGUCCUGGCACAGUGCCGGGUCUGAGAAUUGUGGCCAAGCUAGCGCAUGAAACACCAUUGAAACUGUCGCUCUCGACAAUUCUACCGUCCGAGAAGCUUUUUGUUUUUCCCGUAUCGGCGUGCUGGAUCCAGAGCCCCCACGACCCUUGCACCAACUGCUUGAAACUUCUCAAUAAUGAUUUCGACGCGUACAAAUCUCACACGAGCUUUCCCUGCCUACGAGACUUGACCUAUGGGUUUACCCUUGACGGUGGGUUGCAGGAUUACAUAAGGGUGCCUCGUCCGCAUCUGUCGUUGAUCAAGAUCCCUCCGCUGGUUUCUGUUCACGACUGCUGCUUUUUGUUGGACAUUGCCCUUCCGUUCUACUCGUUCUGCAAGGACAAUCUUCUACGAAUGCUUCAGCAGGAUCCACAGGCGCGUGUGCUCGUGAUCCUAAACGACUCUGCACGCGAGGCAAAUGACUGUCUCUUGGUGAUUAAUCACUUAGACCUCGAACACCUUUUCGUCACAUUUGUCGAUAUGGACAAGUUGCGCAAGAACCCCUCGCUUGUCUCUGGAGUAUACGCGAACGAGUUUCACCACGUGCUUGUAUUUGCUCCUGGUUCGGACGCCGUUGAGGCAGCGCUCGCAGUCAGUGUUCACACGAAACUAGCCUCCACGAAGCUGCGCUAUAGUAUAGCCCUUUUUGGCGCCAAUGCCGAUUUGAAGCUCGACGCUUCAAAGAUCCCCGAAGAUAAAACUGUAUAUCGUGUGAAACUCUCAUACAAGGAUAAGUUCCUAAUGGAAGAGUUGAUAGACACGUUGGCAGGUUUCAAUGCUUCCACUAGCACGAAGAAGCCAUUGCGGUCAAUGAGUAUGGGCACUUUGAGCUCUUCAGACUCGAUCCCGAGUUCAGAACUAAUUUCAACGUCAGAAAAUGAAGAGGUUACAAAGAAAAAGCUACGAUUUAAGAAGGAAACCGAGGUGGUUGCACCGCCAAAGCUGUCCAGAACGCACAUUUCAUGGCUCUACUGUGAUGAUGACUACAAGCUCUGCACUGGAGAGGACGGCGGAUGCUUGCCUUCGAGAUGCCAGUCUACGUCAGAUAUCAAUCGGCUGUUGAGACGCAAAGUGCAGACAAGACGUGUCUUCUACACCCAUCGGCCUUCGUGUCACGUCAAAAAGAAUGUAUUUAUUUUUGCUAGCGACCAAUAA
Candidozyma auris is the source of this 1398-nucleotide messenger RNA. RefSeq lists its product as uncharacterized. The coding region runs from base 1 to 1398 and encodes 465 amino acids. NCBI's taxonomy places the organism in Eukaryota, Fungi, Ascomycota, Pichiomycetes, Serinales, Metschnikowiaceae. The transcript has a single exon. The record is from RefSeq and is a predicted model, not a curated record.